Molecule: messenger RNA, 1647 nt
Organism: Sycon ciliatum
Lineage: Eukaryota; Metazoa; Porifera; Calcarea; Leucosolenida; Sycettidae
Exons: 2
Coding region: 1-1647 (548 amino acids)
Source: RefSeq, a predicted model, not a curated record
AUGUCCAAGGCGAAUUACGUCGCCAAGUGCAGCAGCCUGCUCGAAGACUGCAAUAGCUACGAGAAGCUAGAGAUGACACCUGAGAAACUGGACGACACAACGAAAGCAUUCCUCAAAGAACACAUCAAUGGCAAGAUUCCGAAGAAGCUUGAGGAUGCCGUGAACCCGAGUUAUAGUCGAAUGCCACAUUUCUAUGGUCUUCCAAAAGACCAUAAGGAAGAUUUGCCAGUCCGACCAGUUGUAAGCUGUUGUGAUGGACCCACAAGCAACCUAUCUGUGCUGAUGGAACGAAUCCUUAACCAGUUGUUGCGUUUUGUACCCUCGCACCUGGCCUCUACUUUGGCAUGCAUUCAAGAGCUCACGAAACACAAGAAACUGAAUGAAGACUACCUGUUGGUGUCCCUCGACGUGGUCGGCCUCUACAGCAACAUCCCGAUCGCUGACGCCAUUGAAGCUGCGACCACAUUACUGGAGGAGCACCGCGAGGAUGUCGAUAUGUUGGGUCUGAGUGUGAAGGAUGUCCAAGAUACCCUCCAAUUCAUCCUGACGAAUAACAUAUUCGAGUUCGACAAUCAGCAGUACCGACAGCUGAAGGGAAUCACCAUGGGCAACCAUCUGGCGCCGCCAUUGGCCAUUAUUUUCAUGUCAGCGCUUGAGAAUGCAGCCCUGUCUUCUGCUGAAUUUCAGCCCUGCAUUUUCAAGCGCUACAUCGAUGAUAUAAUCAUGCUGUGGCGACAUGGACGAGCGGCUCUGAGCAGGUUUGUUGCCCAUCUCAACAACCAACACCCCUUCAUAACAUUCACCAUCACACACUCCGACAACGACACCAGGAGCAUCGACUUCCUGGAUUUGACGUUGAGUGUCAGUCCCGAGUGUACGUUGGAGUGGGAGCUGUUCGUCAAGCCUUCACACAGCGGAGUUCACCUGUCAUUCCUGUCGUCUGUCCCUUUGUCAACAAAGCGUGCAGUCGCAGUUAAUCAGUGUCGUCGGGCAAUCUCCAACGGUUCAACGGAGGCGGGAAGAGGAGCUGGAAUCCAGAAAAUCACAGCGCUACUGGAAGCCAACGACUAUCCAGAUCGAGAAAUUCAGCGGGCAGUUAAAACAGCAAAGAAACCGAAUCGUGGCAAGAUGAAUCCAUGGAAGAAGCCGAAUAAAUCAAUUCUCAAGCUCCCAUUCAUCAAUGAUGCACUGGCCGCUCGGGUUUCUCGCCGUGUUCGUCAGUAUAGUCCAGAUGUUCGUCUUGUUUUCACGUCUGGUCCGUCAUUGAAGCGUAGACUUGUCCGUUCGUCGUUUGGUACGCGUAUGUGUCCGCGUGAUGUGCAGCGUGCGAAGGUGAAGCGUGGUCCUGGCAGGCCAAUGGUGUGCAGAGCAUGCGACGCGGAUGUGAAGAGCAGUGAAUGUCUGACGAAGAAUGUAGUCUAUUGUAUGUCAUGUACAUUGUGCGAAGAGCUCUACGUCGGGGAAACCGAGCGUCCAGUGAGGGAAAGAUUCAAGGAACAUUAUCGAGAGGCAAGGGUUUCUGAGCUGUCGGCGGUGAAAACAGUCCAGUCGCUGAAAGACUGCCGGGGGUACUCCCCAAGUCUCACAGUUGUAAAGGAGGACAGGCAGCACAAGCGAGCGGUACAGCUUGAGAUUGGAUCUUUCUGA